AUGGCUUUAUCAACAAUACAGAAGGUGGCUCUGUUCUCUGGUCUUGUGCUUUGUGUGUCUCUGCUUCUUCCCAAAACCUUUUUAUCCAGAGGGAAACAGCCUGGGCAGCAAGAGGGAAACCCCGGGCGCUUUCCUGCUGCAGCGCCCCACACAAAGCCCACCGAUGGAAGGACUGCGGGUUCCCAUUUCCCAAGAUCCCAUGUUUCGGAAGCUAUGGCAAAAGCAAAAGCUGGUAGCGGGGGAGGCGGAGGUAGCGGAACCAGACAAAGUCUUGUGGGUCAAAUUAUACCAAUUUAUGGCUUCGGAAUUCUCUUGUACAUUCUUUACAUCCUCUUUAAGCUUUCAUCUAGAAGCAACAGCCCCAAAAUUGAACCUAAAAGUGCCCCAAUUGCCAAUGGAAACCUGAAGAGGAAAAUCACCGACUACGAGCUUAGCCAACUACAAGAUAAACUUAAGGAAACAGAAGAAGCCAUGGAGAAAAUUAUCUCCCGCUUGGGACCAAACUGUGAGAGAGUUGAGAAUAAUGUGAGUAACGAUGAGGAACAGCAGCUCCUGCGGAGAUUAAAAGACAUUACUAGAGUCAUGAAGGAGGGAAAGCUUCUGGAUGGGAUGAGUCCUGAACAGGAAGCGGAGGAAGCUCCAUAUAUGGAGGACUGGGAAGGAUACCCAGAUGAGACAUAUCCUAUUUUUAAUGAAGCGGACCAAAGGCGGAAACAUGACACUAUUUUUGUCGAUCGUACGUUACUGACCCAACCUUCAGCUGAAGAGAUAGCAGAGAGCAUGGAGUUUGCAGAUGAUGAAACUCCUCUUUUCACAGAAUGUUUGGUGGAGGAAAUUAUUGCAAACUUAAAUGAAGAGUCUAAUAAUUCUUCCCAAGUCAACUUUGUUGCUCCAAAGGAGGUCUCCAUUUCCAAUAGAGACAAUGAUAAAUGUCAGCGCUUUGAGGAAGACGAUCCAGCUGUCAUUGCGGAAAAUGCAGAUUUUAUCUCUGACAGCUGCAGUGAUCCAGGGGAACAAUGUGUUGAUGAAUUCUUUGUAGACUCUGAAGAUGACAAGGAGUCAUCUGCAGAAAUCAACAGCUCUAAUGAAGAUGACUUUGGUACAUUAAGGAAAAGGAAUAAAAAGGGUCUUGAAUACUAAACAUCCUUAAACUUAUUAACAUUAAUCCUUUUACUACCAUAAGGGGUCAGUUAUAUAUUGUCCGGGUUCAGCAACUAUCAACACUCACAUCGACGCAGUAAAGCCACAGCAUUUGGCCAUACGGUAUUAGUGAUUACUGAAGUUUGCUCAGAUAUCAUCAUGUUUUCUAAUAUUAUAUCUUCAGCAAUUUGGCAUGCUGAAAGUAUCUUGUUUUAGUGUAAAAAGAUUCUUGCGUAGGGUUCUGAUGACAUCUGCUGGUACAUAGAAGAUCUACUCGGGUUCUAUUGACUUCUUUGUAUUAUACAUAUUGCACAUGUGGUAAAUGUGUAAAAACACAAAGUAAUAAUACGUAUUAUGUAUAUUUUUUUGCAUGCAUUAUUAUCUUUGCAGUAAAAAAAUAAAGUUUA
Molecule: messenger RNA, 1547 nt
Organism: Bombina bombina (fire-bellied toad)
Lineage: Eukaryota; Metazoa; Chordata; Amphibia; Anura; Bombinatoridae
Gene: RIC3
Product: RIC3 acetylcholine receptor chaperone
Exons: 6
Coding region: 1-1140 (379 amino acids)
Biological process (GO): protein localization to cell surface; synaptic transmission, cholinergic
Cellular component (GO): intracellular membrane-bounded organelle; neuronal cell body; neuron projection
Source: RefSeq, a predicted model, not a curated record